Messenger RNA from Quercus lobata, 534 nucleotides. RefSeq names its product 60S ribosomal protein L4-like. The transcript has a single exon. Gene Ontology annotation, cellular component: ribosome. The record is from RefSeq and is a predicted model, not a curated record. Gene Ontology annotation, molecular function: structural constituent of ribosome. The coding region runs from base 1 to 534 and encodes 177 amino acids. NCBI's taxonomy places the organism in Eukaryota, Viridiplantae, Streptophyta, Magnoliopsida, Fagales, Fagaceae. Gene Ontology annotation, biological process: translation.
AUGGCCAUCGCAGUAGCCGUCGUGCGCCCCCUUGUCACUGCUCAAUCCCUCGAAGAUGACAUGGCCACCGAUACCAUCACCACCGUCGCUUUGCCCGAUGUCAUGAAAGCCUCCAUCCGACCCGACAUCGUCAACUUCGUCCACGCCCAGAUCUCCAACAACAAGUGCCAACCCUACGCCGUGUCCAAGAAGGCUGGACACCAGACCUCCGCCGAGUCCUGGGGUACUGGACCCACCAUGUCCCGUAUCCCCCGUGUCCUUGGUGGUGGUACCCACCAUGCUGGUCAGGGAGCCUUCGGAAACAUGUGUCGCGGUGGUCGCAUGUUCGCUCCUACCAAGAUCUGGCACCGUUGGCAUAGGAGGGUCAACGUGAACCAGAAACGAUACGCCAUCGUUUCGGCCAUUGCUGCUUCCGCCAUCCCAUCUCUUGUUCAUGCUCACGGUCAUAGAAUCGAGUAUGUUCCUAAGUUCCCACUCGUUAUCAGUGACUCGGCUGAGAUGAUUCCUCAGUUUCUUUUUUCUUUUCUUUUUUAA